AUGGCCUCGCAACCAGUCCAGAAGAAGACCCUCAAGGGGACCUUCGAAAAGAUCCUAGACCCGACCAAAAUGGGUACCUGGAAUAUUAUUCGUCGUCCGCCUAUCGAGAACAAAAGCAUCAUCCAGGGAAAGCCCCGAGAGCAGAAUUCGAAUGCCUUCAAGACACAUCAAGUGAAGGAGGGUGUGCGGUUACGGAAGGCCCUGAAUGCCUUAACACACGGCAAAAACAUCUUUGUCUACCAUAAUAUUCGCACGAACCAGGUGGUCUACUCGCUGACAAGAUAUCUGGAGAAAAACAACGUCCUCCGCCAGCUUGUAUACCACGGCAAGAAAACUGUCCCCGCAACGCUCCGAAAGGACAUGUGGGUUCCCUACUUCUCCGUUCAUUUCAAUGAGUCCAAGGUUGGCCUGCGCGCAUUCCAUCUUCUCCGCGAAUUCUCCUUGCAGCGCCAGCUCGCUCCGCCCCGAGAGAUGGUCACGAUCACAGAGGAAUUCCUGAACCAAAAGCGACCGCGAAGUCCGGAAGAGGCUAAGGAGUUUGACGAGAAAUAUGGUGACAAAAUCGGCUGGUUGAUGGAGAAAAAGGACCGAGCCCGUGCUGCCAUGGACCAAAAGGCUACCAGCGUCGCCGAUAUCUCCGCCGUCUUGGCUAUCCAGGAGGACGAAAUCAAUAACGGAUUUGCCGAUGGCAAGAGAGGCUAUUUGUCCCGUGGUGCACGAAGACGUCGUCGGGAGGCUCGCAAGAAGGAAGAGGCGAAGGCAAACCAAAAUGCUGAGCGGAUUGCCAAAUUGGAAGCCACUUUAAGUUCGAACCAGGUCACCUACAAAAUUCAGGAAUCUCAGGACGCCGAUACUAAGCCUGAAUCCGGUGAAGGCGCUGAGGGCAGGUCGGCAGAAGACCCAGUGAAGAUUCUCUGGACUGAUAUUCACAACGCUCGAUACGCCGAGAAUUGGCCCACGCGAGUCCUGCAUGGUGAAUUGGAUCUCACCCGCGGCCAUGUGAUGCCAGGACAGAAGCCGCUCUACCACGGGAUUGAAGUACUUGCGGAUAAGAGUUUCACGGAGAAAGAGCCCGCUUCAGCCUAA
Messenger RNA from Aspergillus puulaauensis, 1086 nucleotides. RefSeq names its product mitochondrial 54S ribosomal protein mL67. Gene Ontology annotation, molecular function: DNA strand exchange activity; structural constituent of ribosome; single-stranded DNA binding. The record is from RefSeq and is a predicted model, not a curated record. The coding region runs from base 1 to 1086 and encodes 361 amino acids. The transcript has 2 exons. NCBI's taxonomy places the organism in Eukaryota, Fungi, Ascomycota, Eurotiomycetes, Eurotiales, Aspergillaceae. Gene Ontology annotation, biological process: positive regulation of mitochondrial DNA replication; DNA recombination. Gene Ontology annotation, cellular component: nucleus; mitochondrial large ribosomal subunit.